This is a messenger RNA of Glossina fuscipes, 1088 nucleotides long. RefSeq lists its product as uncharacterized. The transcript has 3 exons. The record is from RefSeq and is a predicted model, not a curated record. NCBI's taxonomy places the organism in Eukaryota, Metazoa, Arthropoda, Insecta, Diptera, Glossinidae. The coding region runs from base 161 to 1042 and encodes 293 amino acids.
CAUAGUGGUUAUUUUCGAUUUUAUUGUUAAGUCGGAGCCUUGGUAACUCUAUCAGGGAGUUGUGCUCGUGUAUUCGUAAUUCAUGUCUUGAAAAGUUUAUAUUGUGAUUUUAUAAAAACUUCCACAGAAUCGUUUAUAAAUUAUCAUUUUCCAAUGAGCAAUGACUGCUUACAAGAUAAGGCUUCAGUUUCCUGUCUCACGGUUUCGUCUAGGAUGUGUAAAACAAUGGCAUAUUUGUCACGCCGGCCUAACCACUGAAGAAAAAUCUGCGGAAACACCAUCAAAUAUCAAAACCCGGUUGCAACAAAGGGUUCAGAAACUAUUUCCAACAUUAAACGAUAAUUUAGCAUACGUGCAUGUGGAACGGGAUGGAGAUAUUGAAAAGACGCACUAUGAACUUUUUGUCAGGCGUAUUUUGGCCAAUGUUGAGGAAGUUACUCAUAUGGAUGAAGUUCGCAAGGCUCAGCAGAAUGUAAGGCAAGUAAAGAAAACUUUGCUUGAGAAAGCCAACCAGAAACGUUCUCUGAUGAAGGAAUUGGAUAGUGUUAGAAAUGAUCUGAGUCAUAUCUACAGGGAUAUGAAGACUACAAAUAACCGCUCGCAUGAUAAAUAUUUAGAUUUAACCCGCCAAGAAAUUGAACUGUGCAUGAAAGAAAAAAAUUUAUUAGAAUCUAUAACUAAAGUUGAUAAUGAGGAGCAGCAUUUAUUGAAUUAUGAAUUAACAGCUGCUAUAAAUGAAUCCUAUGAGAAGGAAAAAAUGCACGCUCAUUUCAUUAAAGUGUUAGGUUUACUGGGUGUCAUUUUGUCAUCCUUUUUGACGUUUUUGGCUGCUUUCGCAAGUCACAUAUACCAACAAAGGCGCUUCUAUGCCUUACGCGAAGAGAUGGAGUCAUCAUUGGUAAACAAGCUAACAGAACCUAUGAAGACAGUUAAGGAAAUGAUAGAGAAUUUAAAUGGGGCAAACAAAGAAAAAGAAUCGUGGGGUUCAUAUUUAAAGCGUCAUACGCGUUGGACUUACAGUUGGGCGUUUAAAUCCUCAUGAACUUUUACGAAUAAGUAGGGCGAGUAUUAAAAAAGUUCGCAUUUCG